GCGGUCACACUCGACAGUCACACAAAAACAAAAACAACCAGCGUUCAAAUUUGAAUUGUUUGACGUUCAACAGGGUAAAGCGAAAAUGUAUUUGGUUUCCACCUCCAAAAAGACUGUCCUUUCCGACUUUGCGGAUCUGGAGACGACGUCCGAGUUUGUGCACCAAAGCGCAGAGCCGACCGACUUCCAGUUCAAUGGCCAACGGCGGGUCUUCGUUGAGGUGAAUAAAGUGGGUUUGGCGGUGAUGCGGAUAAGGGAGAAGGAAGGAAAGGCUCCCGAGAUUCAGCGCGUCCGCAAACUGACCAUCGAUAAUGCCUACUGUGUGGCCUGUGCCAAGCAAUCGCUGGAGGAGAUCGCCGUGGGCCAGAGCGGCUGCGUCAAGAUCUACAACUUUCGGACGGCACAGCUCAUCCACCGGUUUCCGGCUGAUCCGCAGAGGAGCACUGUCCUCUACAUGGACUACAACAAUACGGAUGAGUAUAUAGCCGCCGUUCGGGAUGGUGGCGACAUCAGCAUCCUGGGCACCAAGACCAAGCAGAAGACCAACACCUUCACUAUCGAUGGCGACUCCACUCUGGUACGCUUUAAUCCGCGCAAGCGCUUCCAUCUGUCCAUCGCCUCCUACAAGGGCGCUGUUACCGUGUACGAUGUGCAGGGCAUGCGAAAGAUAUUCCACGCCAGCGAGGCACACAGUGCACCCUGCCGAGACAUUGGGAUGUGCGCGUCCCAGCCAGCGCUGCUGGUCAGCGUGGGCUACGAUUGCAAGAUUAACAUCUUCGACAUCCGGCGGAAUCGGGCUCAGGCCUCCACGGAUCGCUUGACCUACUCCCUUCCAUUGUCAACGGUUGCGCUGAGUGAAUGUGGCACUUACCUUUGUGCUGGAAACCUUAAAGGGGAAUUGAUUGCCUACGAUAUGCGAACCACAAAGACUCCUUUGGCUGUAAAGAGUGUACACGAUACGGCUGUGACCCGGGUCGCUUUUGUGCCCAUGCCAAGCGGGGAAAACCAGCAGAAUGGCAGCCUAAACGGUUUGGAAAAUGCAACUGGAUUGGAGACAGAAACUCCUCGUGUAGAGCGGGCACCCAGCGAUGAGCUGCGCAAAUCUAUUGCCGCUAAUUUGCUGAGUACACAGCAGCAGCUGGACAGAAUGGGUUUCGGCGCGCCAGCUCCUGCUUCUGUUCGCCGGGAUUCUUUUUGCGAUUUUUUGGAUGCUCAAGGUCCGAAGGCUGUGGAUCGCAUGUCUACGCGUUUGGGCACCUCUUACAGAGACAGCUUUGAUUGGGAGACCCUCAACCGGAAGCCUAUAUCAAAUGAGACUGCCCAGCGUCAGAGUCUUUGUCCUCCAAUGGGAUCUAAUCACAGCUCGGUAGACAACUCCGGCCACAGCUUCACCACGGAGUCACUACAACAGACCUUAAGCGGACCACUCAAGGAUCGAAGCAAUCUCUCCGGCGAGGGAAAGCUAAUGAAGAUCGCCGAGACGGAUGAGCACUGCGAGGAGCAGUCGGAGAACAUUUCUGUGGCCAGCAGUACGGGCGCAGGUAGCGACAAGGAGAAUCCCCCGCCGGUGGACCCCGAAUUGAAGCGUCGGCUGCGCUUGCUCUCGGCCAGUCGAAACAGUACGCCGCAUCACGCCAAUGUCACACCGCAAUCGUCGAACCCUCAGCUGAAGCCCCAAAAGUUGCUGGCCAAAUCCUCGAGCGGACUAUCUGCCCAAAUGGAUGUGGACUGGCGCAAGGAGUUUAGCGAGCUGAGGGAGUUUGUCGAUCAGCGUUGCGGACAGGUGGAGAGGGAACUGGAGUACGUUAGUCAUUGCAAUCAGCGUCAGGUGGUCACGCAUAUGGCAACUUACAUGAAGCAGCAAAUGGAUAAUACAGUAGAGAUUCGCGACGCCCUGGCUUUACUUCUCCGAGGCGACAGCUUUAUGCGAGAGUUUUCACGCCUACAGCACGAAAACGAAAUGUUGAGGGCUAGAUUGAAGUUCUAUCAGGAGCAGGAGCGAACUGAAUCCUGCGGUGAAUAACGUACAUUUAGCAUUUUAAAAACAUUUUUCAUCAUGUCCAUAAUUUAUUUAAAUAUUUUUAGUAUUUUAUAAUUGUUAUUUGUGAAUCCG
Molecule: messenger RNA, 2113 nt
Organism: Drosophila suzukii
Lineage: Eukaryota; Metazoa; Arthropoda; Insecta; Diptera; Drosophilidae
Gene: Grip71
Product: WD repeat-containing protein Grip71
Biological process (GO): microtubule nucleation; mitotic cell cycle
Cellular component (GO): centriole; spindle pole; pericentriolar material
Molecular function (GO): gamma-tubulin binding
Source: RefSeq, a predicted model, not a curated record